Molecule: messenger RNA, 1437 nt
Organism: Glycine soja
Lineage: Eukaryota; Viridiplantae; Streptophyta; Magnoliopsida; Fabales; Fabaceae
Exons: 10
Coding region: 86-961 (291 amino acids)
Biological process (GO): lipid metabolic process
Cellular component (GO): membrane
Molecular function (GO): oxidoreductase activity, acting on the CH-CH group of donors
Source: RefSeq, a predicted model, not a curated record
UCGACUAUUAAACAUGACAAUUGGUCAUCGUCUUCUUCAUUCUUGUGUUUUGUUGCGCUGAACAAGACAAGAAAACUACAAAGCUAUGGGCACCAUCAUCGACUCCCAUUUCUUGGCCUUCACUGCCCUUGUCACUAUUGCCUAUCAGUUUUUGUUUUUCGUCGUCACUGCGCUCCUCAAAUUCGACAAAGUCACUGAUUUUGCUGGAAGUACGAAUUUCAUUAUAAUUGCUGCAUUGACCCUGGUCAUCAAAGGCUCCUGGUAUUUUCGACAGAUAAUCCUCACUUUGUUUGUUGGGAUAUGGGGAAUUCGCCUCGGCCUUUUCCUCCUAUUCAGAAUUUUGCAGUGGGGAGAGGACCGACGCUUUGAUGAAAUGCGCAGUAAUUUGGGUAGACUGGCCAUAUUUUGGAUAUUUCAGGCUGUCUGGGUGUGGGCUGUGAGUUUACCUGUUACAGUGGUUAAUGCAAGCGACAGAAAUCCCUUCCUACAGGUUGUUGAUAUAGUAGGGUGGAUUUUGUGGGCUGUGGGUUUUAUUGUGGAAGGUACAGCAGAUCAACAAAAGCUGCAUUUCAAAAGAUCUUCAGAAAAUAGAGGGAAGUGGUGUAAUGUUGGACUUUGGAAAUAUUCUCGUCAUCCUAACUAUUUUGGUGAAAUAUUGCUUUGGUGGGGAAUUUUUGUGGCAUCUACACCUGUACUGAAGGGUGCUGAAUGGCUGGUGAUCAUUGGACCAAUCUUUCUCACAUUAUUGCUUCUUUUUGUCAGUGGCAUUCCACUUCUUGAGGAUUCAGCGGAUAAAAAGUUUGGCAAUGUAGAUGGAUAUAGGAUAUACAAAAAGAGAACCAGCCCUUUAAUCCCGUUGCCACGAUCAAUCUAUGGGAACUUAUCCGCAUGGUUCAAAACAACUUUUCUCUUCGAAUUUCCAUUCUACAGUCGUAAUCUACCACAAGAAGAGAACUGGUGAAAUGGUAUUAAAUUUUUUAGUAUCUGCUGAAGGUGCAGUGCAAGCAGUGGGAAAAUCAGUGAUGCUCUGAAAAUUGGCUAGCACUUGGUUCUUUGAAUUUGUUUGGUUCCUUUCUUACGUCAGACUGAAGUUGCAGCUGGCAUCAUCAUCCACCAUGGUUAGGGAUGUGGCUUUGUAAUGCUAUUGCAGCUUUCCUUCUAGAUUUAAUCUUUCUAAUUUGCUUGUUCUCUCUUAGAUAUGUAUAAAUUUGCGUACUAUAUAUGUUGUGUGCAAGUACUAUGGCUUGUGCAGGUAACUAAUGGAUCAAUCAUGUGUUUCAUCUUAUUUCUUCUAUUGCAACUCUCAUUAUGGACCUGCAGCAUGCCAACAUCGGCAGAUAUUGAACACAAAUGUUUUGUUGAUGUAUCCUAAUAUUGUAUUUAGUAAAAUUCAUUUCUGAAUACAAUGUAGUAAUAAACUAACGGAAUGCUUCUGUC